This is a messenger RNA of Nematolebias whitei (Rio pearlfish), 1581 nucleotides long. RefSeq names its product solute carrier family 41 member 3-like. Lineage: Eukaryota; Metazoa; Chordata; Actinopteri; Cyprinodontiformes; Rivulidae. The transcript has 10 exons. Gene Ontology annotation, biological process: monoatomic cation transport. Bases 1 to 1581 code for a protein of 526 amino acids. The record is from RefSeq and is a predicted model, not a curated record. Gene Ontology annotation, cellular component: plasma membrane. Gene Ontology annotation, molecular function: monoatomic cation transmembrane transporter activity.
AUGAGGGAGGAGAAGUUCCACCUGUCCUGCAGAGAGACGUCCAGGAAGAUCUGCCUCCAGGUGCUGCCUUCAUACCUGCUGGCCGGGCAGGGCAUGGUGACCGCCGGCAUGCUGCUAGACCAGGUGCAGCACUGGGAGGUGUUCAAAGAGAUUUCUGAGGUUUUUAUUUUGGUGCCAGCUCUGGUGGGGCUGAAGGGAAAUCUAGAGAUGACGUUGGCUUCCAGACUGUCGACGGCGGCCAACACUGGACAGCUGGAUGAGGCCUGGCAGCGGCAGAGGAUGGUGUUUUGUAAUUUGGCUCUCAUUCAGCUGCAGGCCACAGUUGUGGGGUUCCUGGCAGCUGUUGCUGCUGUGGCUCUCGGCUGUCUGACCAGAGGAAGAGUGGACGGCGUCCAGGCGGCUGUCCUGUGUGCCAGUAGCGUCACCACUGCCUUCAUGGCUGCAAUUUCUCUAGCAGGUUCUACGCUUCAUGCAUCUUUAAUUUCUGUUACAGGCGUGGUGGUGGUGGCAGUGAUUAUCGGCUCCAGAAAGGUGGGCAUCAACCCAGACAACGUGGCCACGCCCAUCGCUGCCAGCCUCGGAGACCUCAUCACGCUGUCGUUGCUUGCUCAUGUCAGCAGCUUCUUUUUUUGUUACAAAGACAUGUGGUACCUGCCAUUUGUAGUCUGUGGCUUCUUCCUACUUAUUAUCCCAGUGUGGGUCAUUGUUGCCAGUCACUCUCCGCCGGUCAGAGAGCUGCUAAAGUCAGGCUGGCAGCCAGUUAUUUCAGCCAUGUUGAUCAGCAGUAUUGGUGGUCUGAUUCUGGAUAAAACUGUGAGCAGUCCAAAUUUUGAAGGGAUGGCAGUGUUUACUCCAGUCAUCAAUGGUGUCGGAGGAAAUAUUGUGGCCAUCCAGGCUAGCAGGAUGUCAACGUACUGUCAUUCAUGGAGUGUUCCUGGAGUGCUUCCAUCUGAAAUGAGUUCCAGCUGUCCUGGACCUUGUGCCACCUUCUGCUCCUCAGAGGAUGACCCAUCAGCGGCGACAACGGCUGCGGUAUCUCGGAUGCUAAAGGAGGCCUUCGACCUCGAGGAGGAGCCGCUGCUGGACCGCGCUCAUCGCAUCCCAGCCCCCAAACCGAAAGCAGGCGAGCGGGCCCGUCCGAUUGUAGCUAAGUUUCACUACCAAGCGGAUUGUGUGAAAAUCCUGGCGAAGGCGAGGGAGUUGCAGCGGGUCAAAGUGAACGGUACGAAUAUCUUCGUUUUCCCUGACUACACUGCCAAAACGGCCCGAGCGCGGGCGGCCUUCACGGAAUGUCGUCGCAAGCUGCGGGACAUCGAGGGGGUUCGGUUCGGCCUGCUCCACCCGGCCCGGCUGAAGAUCACGUUUGAGGAUCCAACCAUUGUCAUCGUUCAGGUGGUCAUUCUGCUCUACAUGGCUGGGCUGAUGGUGCGCUGUCUGUGGCGACGGUGCUUGGAUCCAGACAACUACUCCAUCCCUUACCUCACUGCUUUAGGGGACCUGCUGGGGACCGGCUUCUUGGCCCUGAGCUUCAGACUAGUCUUGAUGUUCAGAUCUAGUGGGUUUGACAUGUACAGUAUGUGA